This is a messenger RNA of Aureobasidium subglaciale EXF-2481, 1581 nucleotides long. RefSeq lists its product as uncharacterized. NCBI's taxonomy places the organism in Eukaryota, Fungi, Ascomycota, Dothideomycetes, Dothideales, Saccotheciaceae. The coding region runs from base 1 to 1581 and encodes 526 amino acids. The record is from RefSeq and is a predicted model, not a curated record. The transcript has a single exon.
AUGGACAUGUCGGCGUUCAAUACGCCAGACAUGCAAGACUUCCAACAGUCCUACAUGAACUCGCCAGCAGUAACACCUGGUAUCACAUACGAAUCACCUCACUCUGCAGGACCAGGAUCUCCUUACCCAGAUCAAUCUGCAAGUGCUGCUAUGACGGCAAACAGCCAAGAGAUGCAAAACUGGUUUGCGCAUUCUGCUCGACGUGAUAGCAGAUCUAAGAAGGGGUUUCCCCGACGCAGAUCUCUGUACUCGAGGAACUCUGGCGUGCCGGUCGCUAUUCCAAAGCAUCAGAAUGCAGAGUGGUCGGCUUUAGACCCAUUACAGCGCUGGCAGAACAGCCCGCCAGAAAAUGAACCUGCUUCUAUUUCUGCCAUCAGCCAUGCAGUCGCUUCCACCGAUAUCGAUCGCCAUUUGACCGUGGGCUCCGCAAACAGUAGCAGAGUCAGUACACCAGGUAUCGAGCCCGCUGGCUUUGGCUAUGCAGCUCGACGAACCUCGAGACCUGCCUCAAUCAGCAGUCUCGAGAGCGGCACGUCGAACGGCUCAAUGGACUCGAUUUUAUCUUGUCGUUCGGGAAACUCGCGCAUUUCUGCAAGUUCCAAUCAACGCAAGAACGCUCGGAGUAAAGUCACCAAGUCCCGAGCCCGUUCUGGACCUGGACCUGGCAAAGACGACCGACUCUUCCAAUGCACUUUCUGCUGCGACACAUUCAAGAACAAAUAUGACUGGGUGAGACAUGAAAAGUCACUGCACUUAAAUCCAGAGCAGUGGAUAUGUACUCCUGAUGGCGAGGUCGUACCAUGUCCAUCCACGAGGGAUAGUCUCUGCGCAUAUUGCUUGGUGCCUCAGCCAAGUAAAGAGCACCUAGAAGGCCACAACUCCACUGCGUGUGCACACAAAAACUUGGAGUCCAGGAGCUUUAAGAGAAAGGACCAUCUCAUCCAGCAUCUCAGGUUAGUUCACAAGAUCGACACUAUCCCUGCGAUCGGUGAAUGGAAGCCUCCAGAGCUUUGCAUCAAAUCACGCUGCGGCUUCUGCGGUGCCGAAAUGGAAGAUUGGAAAGCUCGUGCCGAUCAUCUGAGCAAGCAUUUCCGAGAAGGAAAAAAGAUGCUGGAUUGGAGAGGUACUCAUGGAUUCGAGCCACAUGUCGCUCAGCAAGUCACAAACUCGAUGCCUCCAUUCCUCAUUGGGUCCGAAUCUAAGACUCCCGUACCUUUCUCAGCAACCAAUCCUGGACAUUCAGAACUCCUUGCCCAGAUCACUUCGAGGGCUGCGUUCAAUGACGCCGCAAACCACACUAUGGCGGAUCCGUCGCCCUCUCCUGAUAACGGCCAAGGAGAAGGCAAUCAGCCAUUCAAAACAGCAUGGGAGAUCUUGACGUUCCAUCUCGGAAGGUUUGCCCAGGAACAGAUCAAGGCUGGAGUCGUGCCUACAGAUGAAAUGUUCCAGCAGGAGUCCCGACGAUUGUGGUUUGACAGCGAUGACCCGUGGAAUCAGACAUUCGCCGAUGAUACACAGUGGAUGGAGAUCUUUAGACAAGAACAUGGUUUGCACGAUGGAAAUACUCCUGAUGCUGCCUAG